GCCGAUGAGCGACCACAAUUAGAAGAAUUAAUUUGCUAUAAUUUUCGAUGCCGGUCAGACCAGUACUGGAACCCUAGCUUUCCAAAUGGUAAUACGCACUGUCAAUCACUCGGUUAUUGGGACCGUAAAACAUAGACUUACACCUGAGCAUCACAGAAGACUGCCGAAAAAGUUCUAAGGUUUUGUAAGGUGAGGCAUCAUGUGAUAAUAUUGCCAUCAUCGGCCUCAACAACCGCAGGAUUAGUCUUGUUUGCUUUAGAAAACGAAGCGAAUGGGUCUUAGCUAGGACUGGACGCUUAUCUUUUAGGCGUCUCGUGGAAAUCAAUGUUGAUAAUCGUAAUAAUUAAUGUUGUAGACGAUUUCCAUCUAUCUUGAAAGCAGUAUUAACACCAACAACAAUGUCAGCAUCGCAAACCAACGUACACAGAAUGACUCUUGUCAAAAUGUGCUAGACAAUUACAAAAGUAAAGUUCUCUCUCGACGUUCAAAAACCAAACUAUAAAAGCCGCUCCAUAUUUCCUUCCUGUCGCAAGAGGUUAAAGCGUCCGAUGAGAAGGUUUUAGAAGCGGAAGGUUUUGCAGAAGAUUUUUGGCACUUUGUGUGCUAGCGACGGCAAAUAUUGUAGACGAUGUAAGGAGGCUGUCAAGGGUGAAGAAGCAGUGGCUACGUUUGGAUGGAUGGAUGGAUGAAAACACUCUAGCCUUGAAAGCUUCCGUUACUGUGUACAUUUGUGGAAGAAACUAGGCUACAUUCCAUAAAAAAGAUCAAGUGGUGAAGGUCCUUUGACUUGGUGGAUCCGGUUGUCAUUGAAAUUUCGAAAAAAUUGCUCAAAAUUUUCGAAUAUAACCACAAAAAUUUAUUGUGAACGAAUAUUGCGUUGAAAAGGUAUUGAAAGCAAAGGUCAUUAAAAAAAUGUACAAAAAUAUAAAAUUUUUCUAGAAAAACGGAGAACACCGAUAACAGUGAACGGAGCAGAGCUCGAUCGAAAUGUGAACGGAAAGGAUUGUAAAACUCCGUGGGCUAUGGGAAAAUAGCCAGGAAAUAUUUGCAUAUCUUUUUAUUGGCAAAUAAACUACCGACGAAAUCGUUACGACCUCGUGAAUACAACACUAGAAAUCGACUAUUGUGAAUGAAUAAUGAGUUGAAGACGAAGAAGAUCAAGAUAAACUUGACUAUUGUGAAUGAAUAAUGAGUUGAAGACGAAGAAGAUCAAGACAAACGUGACUUUAAACAUUUUAACAAGAACAGAAGUGGAAUAGACAAUCUUUUAAAUGAAAUCAGUGGCAAAAAAAUGAAGGAAAACCCUUGUAGAGGAGUAGACAGAACAAAAGGGAUAGGCAUUGAUAGAAAUGGAAUGAAAUUAUUAAGUUUUUUCUUUAAUUGGGAAAUUUUCUGGCUUUGGUUUUGCUGUAGCCAAUAGAGCACACUGCUGAAAACUUUUACUACCUCUCUCCAUGGAUCGAAUGAGUUACGCGAAUAGUGACAAAUGGCGCAGCUGUUGUUAGUGUGGUGGCAACCGUUAUUUUUCUAAACUACGACGCGCACGCAAACACAAAUCUUUACAUAUACUGUAAAACAACAAAAUUUCGAAACGCCUCAAAACUAUAUCGGAACAAUUAAGUCUCUAUCAAUCAAUUUCAUCAAACGUAAAAAUUCUUAAAAAUUCCAAACAAAUGUCCUUACUUCGUCCAUUUUUCGGUUCAACAUCAAAUUCAUGGAUGCGUGCGCUCUUCCUCUUCGUAGUCACGUGGGCAUUGUUCAUCUACGUGUUUUUCAUUAAAUUACAUAACACACAACCGAAUGCGGAUGCGGAUACGAUAACGGCGAAACGUAUAAAUCAAGCCUUGCAACUGCUCGAAUACUCAAAGCAACGCAAUGAGGAGUUACGUCAGAUGAUCGAGAAGCUUUCGAGCGACCAAAUCGACAAGCAAUCGGCACAACGUCUAAUCGAAAAGCUCGAGUUUAACCUGCAAAACUCCAUAAAUAUACAGAAUCAAGAUGCCGCCUUGGCUGAUUUUAUGGGCGCCGGCGAUGGCGAUAGCGGCGCGGAGCCUUACGGUAUGGGUGGCGGUGGUGGCAUGCCUGUAGCGAAUGCUCUGGGGUAUGGCGCUGCUGGUGGCGCACAUGAGCCGAGCUUGGAAUAUGAGCUGCUUAGACGCCGCGUACAGUCUAAUGUAGGCGAGCUUUGGAACUACUUUAGCAGCGAGCUGGGUAAGCUGAGGAAGCGUGUUGCGCCUACACAAGCCGAGUUGGCGCAAGAUAUUAAUGAGGUAUUGCAGCUAGGUGCCGAGCAUAAGCGUUCGCUGUUGAAUGACAUCGAUCGGCUGCGACAGGUGGACGGCUAUGAGGCGUGGCGUCACCGUGAAGCGCGCGAUUUGAGUGAUCUGAUGCAGCGGCGCUUGCACUUCUUGCAGAAUCCGAAGGAUUGUGCGAAUGCGCGUAAACUGGUGUGUAAACUCAAUAAGGGCUGUGGCUAUGGUUGUCAGUUGCAUCACGUUGUGUACUGUUUCAUUGUUGCCUAUGCGACGGAGCGCACUAUGAUAUUGAAAUCGCGUGGCUGGCGUUAUCACAAAAGCGGCUGGGAGGAGGUGUUCCAGCCGGUAUCGGAGACCUGCCUGGAGGCGGAUGCUGCGCAUGCAAGUAAUUGGCCAGGACGUCACGAUAUGCCUGUUUUAGUGCUGCCCAUCAUCGAUUCGCUAAUGCCGCGCCCACCCUAUCUGCCGUUGGCCAUACCAGAAGAUUUGUCGCCGAGACUCAAACGUUUGCAUGGCGAUCCAAUUGUUUGGUGGAUCGGACAGUUUUUGAAAUACUUGUUGCGUCCACAAAAGGGCACGUUGGACUUCCUCGAAGCUGGGCGCGCGAAAUUGGGCUUUAAAAGACCUAUUGUGGGCGUGCACGUGCGCCGCACAGACAAAGUCGGCACGGAGGCUGCUUUCCAUCCCAUAGAGGAGUAUAUGACGCAUGUUGAGGACUACUUCCUCACAUUGGAAAUUAACGGCACAACAGUGCCGCGUCGCAUAUUUCUCGCCUCCGACGAUGCGCGUGCCAUCGAAGAGGCACGCAACAAAUAUCCACAAUAUGAGAUCAUCGGCGAUCCUGAAGUGGCGCGGAUGGCUGCUGUCUCCACCCGCUACACGGAUACCGCGCUGAACGGCAUCAUACUCGAUAUACAUCUACUCUCAUUGUCCGACUAUCUCGUUUGCACCUUCAGCUCGCAGGUCUGUCGCAUGGCAUACGAAAUAAUGCAGACUUUAUAUCCGGAUGCGGCCCAUCGUUUCAAAUCGCUGGACGAUAUCUACUAUUAUGGCGGACAAAAUUCGCACAAUCGAGAAGUGGUGAUCGAACAUGCGGCGCGCAAUCACGAAGAGAUCCACAUGAAGGCAGGCGAUUUGGUGGGUGUGGCUGGCAAUCAUUGGGAUGGCUACUCCAAGGGUAAGAAUACGCGCACAAACCAAGUUGGUCUGUUUCCCUCCUUCAAGGUGGUCGACAAGGUGGAGACCGUCAAGUUGCCGCUCUACGAGCAGGUACAGCCGGUGUGAGAGGCCGCCACACGCGCUGCAGCACGCACUAUGCUGUGGCUGUUGUGAGUGUAGCGUGUGUAAAUGUAUGAACGUGGACAAGAGCGUAUAUAAAACUAUUUAUUUGUAUGUAAUUGGGGAUUUCGUAUGUAAAUUAUUUAUAUUUUUUUUUCUCCUUUUUUAAUUUUUUUUUUAUUGACGGUGGCACAUUUGUUUAGUGCUGUGCAAUAUUAUUAUGAUAGAAUAGAUUUUUUAGUGAACAGCGGUACACGUCAAACGAAGGGUUAUGCAGUUUAAAUAUACACAUAUAUUUUUUGUAAUUUUUUUUUUAAAUUUUGUUUCCAAUAAUUUACCAAAAACCGCACAAAUCUAUAUUUUCUACAACUAUACUUUGAUUAAAAAACAAUUUAUUUUAUUUAUGUUAAAA
Ceratitis capitata (Mediterranean fruit fly) is the source of this 3945-nucleotide messenger RNA. RefSeq names its product alpha-(1,6)-fucosyltransferase (gene FucT6). Gene Ontology annotation, molecular function: glycoprotein 6-alpha-L-fucosyltransferase activity; protein binding. The record is from RefSeq and is a predicted model, not a curated record. The coding region runs from base 1674 to 3539 and encodes 621 amino acids. Gene Ontology annotation, biological process: protein N-linked glycosylation. The transcript has 5 exons. Gene Ontology annotation, cellular component: Golgi cisterna membrane. NCBI's taxonomy places the organism in Eukaryota, Metazoa, Arthropoda, Insecta, Diptera, Tephritidae.